AUGUCCUUCAUCAUGUCUGCUAUCCCCACCUGCAUCAUCCUCAUCUCAUCACAGUCGUUUCCAUUUGUUGAACUGGCUUGGGACUCUGCCCAGGGGUCAAGGGAUGAGCCGAGGCCCUCCUUCCCAAUGGCAUCGCCUCCUGGUCUGGAACUGAAGACGCUGAGCAAUGGCCCCCAGGCCUCAAGGAGGCCAGCUCCUCUGGGCCCGGCGGCCCCACCCAAGGAGGGUGUGGAGAAUGCCUGCUUCUCCUCAGAGGAGCACGAGACCCAUUUCCAGAACCCCAGGGAGGCCGGACUGGGCAGCUCCCCCAGCCCCCCAGUGGGUGUCCCCUCACGGCCCCGAUCCCAGCGAGACGAUAUGUCCCUGCAUUCAGAAGAAGGCCCCGGCCUGGAGCCCAUGAGCCGCCCGGUGGAUUAUGGCUUUGUCUCUGCCCUGGUUUUCCUGGUGAGUGGGAUCCUCCUGGUGGUGACAGCAUAUGCCAUCCCCCGCGAGGCCCGCGUCAACCCGGACAUGGUCACGGCACGGGAGAUGGAACGGCUAGAGAUGUACUACGCCCGCCUGGGUUCCCACCUGGACAAGUGCAUCAUCGCGGGUCUGGGGCUGCUCACGGUGGGCGGCAUGCUCUUGUCGGUGCUGCUCAUGGUCUCCCUGUGCAAGGGCGAGCUCUACCGCCGGCAGACCUUUGUCCCUGGCAGGGGCCCCAGGAAGACCUAUGGCUCCAUUAACCUGCGAAUGAGACAGCUCAAUGGGGACGGGGGCCAGGCCCUGGUGGAGAACGAAGUUGUCCAAGUCUCAGAGACCAGCCAUACCCUCCAUGGGUCUUAA
This is a messenger RNA of Orycteropus afer afer, 825 nucleotides long. RefSeq names its product transmembrane protein 74B (gene TMEM74B). Lineage: Eukaryota; Metazoa; Chordata; Mammalia; Tubulidentata; Orycteropodidae. The record is from RefSeq and is a predicted model, not a curated record.